CCUGGGCUGCGUCACGUGACGCGGAAGGGGCCAAAGCUUUGGAGGAGAUCCUUCACCCACCGCUGCGGCUGAGAGAGUGGGGGCCGCCAUCAUGCUCUCCCGGCUGCUGAGGGAGCACCAGGCGAAGCAGGGCGAGAGGAAAGAGCUGCAAGAACGGCGGCGACGGGAGGCCAUUGCUGCAGCCACUUGUGUAACAGAAGCUUUGGUUGACCAUUUGAAUGUAGGUCCUUUAAAAGUGGAAUUGGGAAGAGGCUCAUUCAGCACCCCCAGGCUGCAGGGAGGCCCAAGCAGGGUUGCACAGGCCUAUGUAAACCAAAGGAAGCUUGACCAUGAAGUGAAGACUCUGCAGAUCCAGGCGGCUCAGUUUGCCAAGCAGACAGGCCAGUGGAUCAGCAUGGUGGAAAACUUCAACCAGGCUUUGAAGGAAAUUGGUGAUGUGGAAAACUGGGCUCGUAGCAUAGAGAUGGAUAUGCGGACCAUUGCCACCGCACUGGAGUAUGUUUACAAGGGGCAGCUGCAGCCUUCCACCUCUUGAAUGGACACUUGCCUGUCAGUCCUUGGCACCUGCAGAGCUUGGAUUCCUUCUCCCAUUCUCUUUUGAUAGCCAAUAGCAGUAAAGUGGCAAGCUGUUCAUCUGCAAGCUAUUGCUACGUUCUGUGGCUGCGUUUUAGCGUAGGGAAAAAGUUCCCUCCUCUCCUGCCUCAGCUGCUGUCGGGGAUGUGGUUGUUUUUCUUCUGCGCAAGUGAGGCAAUGUCUUGUUUCUGGGGAAACAAAAACAAGAGCUGGAUGGAGUGAGGCGAAAACAGUAUUCACAUUGCACUGAAAGAUGAGGGGUUUGUAUUGAUCUUUGCUGUAAAGUUGGAAACAAUUGAAUAAAAAAAGACGGUUUGAACACAC
Anolis sagrei ordinatus is the source of this 897-nucleotide messenger RNA. RefSeq names its product biogenesis of lysosomal organelles complex 1 subunit 1 (gene BLOC1S1). Gene Ontology annotation, cellular component: BLOC-1 complex. The record is from RefSeq and is a predicted model, not a curated record. Lineage: Eukaryota; Metazoa; Chordata; Lepidosauria; Squamata; Anolidae. Gene Ontology annotation, biological process: endosomal transport.